GAGAGGCAGUGACAAAGAGGUGGUGAUGCAGCAGAGAGGCAGGGGCUAUAACCGUAGAUCAAGGACUUUUUCGAGAUCUCGCCUCGCAGUUGAGGGUUGUUAGAGCCCCUUACAUAACCGCAUUCACUGCUUUCUCUCGAUUACUGCAUUCUCAUCCUCAUUCCAUUUCUCAACAUCCAGCCAUGGCCGCUCAAGUAGGACAAGAGCGUGAGAUCCAGAAGAACUACUGGGCGGAGCACUCGGCGGACCUCACUGUUGAGGCGAUGAUGCUCGAUUCCAAAGCCGCUGACCUUGACAAGGAAGAGAGACCUGAAGUGCUUUCACUACUCCCACCAUUUGAUGGGAAAUCAGUUUUGGAACUAGGAGCAGGUAUUGGUCGUUUUACUGGUGAAUUAGCUCAGAAAGCUGGCCAGGUUAUCUCUUUGGACUUUAUUGAAAGUGUUAUAAAAAAGAAUGAAAGCAUAAAUGGGCACUACAAGAAUGUCAAGUUUAUGUGUGCUGAUGUGGCAUCUCCAGAGCUGAAUUUUUCAGCAGAAUCAGUGGACUUGAUAUUCUCUAAUUGGCUUCUGAUGUAUCUUUCUGAUAAAGAGGUUGAGGAACUGGUUGAAAGAAUGGUCAAAUGGUUAAAGGUUGGAGGCUUUAUUUUCUUCAGAGAGUCGUGUUUUCAUCAGUCUGGAGAUUCCAAGCGAAAAGUAAAUCCGACCCACUAUCGGGAACCCAGAUUUUAUACAAAGGUGUUUAAAGAAUGCCAAACACAUGAUUGUUCCGGGAAUCUCUAUGAACUAUCUCUUGUUGGCUGUAAAUGCAUUGGAGCUUAUGUGAGAAACAAAAAGAAUCAAAAUCAGAUUUGCUGGUUAUGGCAAAAAGUCAGCUCACAGGAUGAUAAGGGCUUCCAGAAGUUCUUGGAUAAUGUUCAGUAUAAAUGUAAUGGCAUAUUACGCUAUGAACGUGUCUUUGGAGAAGGCUUUGUAAGCACAGGAGGGAUUGAGACAACAAAAGAAUUUGUGGGAAAACUGGACCUUAAACCUGGCCAGAAGGUCCUAGAUGUGGGCUGUGGCAUUGGAGGAGGUGACUUCUAUAUGGCAGAGAACUUUGAUGUUGAGGUUGUUGGCAUUGACCUCUCCAUAAAUAUGGUUUCUUUUGCUCUUGAACGUGCGAUCGGACUCAAGUGCUCAGUUGAAUUCGAGGUAGCUGACUGCACCAAGAAAUCAUAUCCUGACAACACAUUUGAUGUGAUCUACAGCCGUGACACCAUUCUUCACAUUCAAGACAAACCUGCACUAUUUAAAUCCUUUUUCAAGUGGCUGAAGCCAGGAGGUAAAGUUCUGAUUAGUGAUUACUGCAAAAGAGCUGGACCUCCAUCAUCAGAAUUUUCAGAGUAUAUUAAACAAAGAGGGUAUGAUCUCCACGAUGUGGAAGCGUAUGGUGAGAUGCUUAGAGAUGCUGGUUUCAUUGAGGUCAUUGCAGAGGAUAGAACUGAUCAGUUCCUACAAGUUCUGCAGAGGGAGUUAAAUGCUGUUGAGACAAACAAGAAUGAAUUUGUUCAGGACUUCUCCGAAGACGACUACAAUGAAAUAGUUGAUGGUUGGAAGGCUAAGCUGAUGAGGAGUUCAUCUGGUGAGCAGAGAUGGGGCCUUUUCAUUGCAAAGAAGAAGUGAAUCCCAAUUCUCGUUUAUUCUCCUUUUCAGUGUCUGCUUAGCUACAAAUGGAUUGGAAACCAUGGCCUGUAGUUGUUGGUUUGAUAUCUAGUAAGAACUUCUGUUAUGUUUACCAUAAAAUAAAAAGGCAGUUGUAUUUGCCACAAACGGACGAGGGAGUUGGAGUUUGUAAAAAUUCGAAGGAUUCGAAUUUGAAAGUCCAACGUUGGAGAAAUUGUAUGAUGCACUUUUUAAGGGAUGCUAUUGAAUUCUAUAGUCUCACUUUCCUAAA
Molecule: messenger RNA, 1929 nt
Organism: Vitis riparia (riverbank grape)
Lineage: Eukaryota; Viridiplantae; Streptophyta; Magnoliopsida; Vitales; Vitaceae
Product: phosphoethanolamine N-methyltransferase-like
Exons: 12
Coding region: 183-1658 (491 amino acids)
Biological process (GO): phosphatidylcholine biosynthetic process
Molecular function (GO): phosphoethanolamine N-methyltransferase activity
Source: RefSeq, a predicted model, not a curated record